GCACAAUUAACGUCUCAAUACUGGGAUAUUGCUUUGUCUCUGUCCAUAAAAGGCACCCUCUAGUCAAGAUCAGCUGCUGGACUGACUUGACCCGCAACUCCCCCCGAAACUCUCGACUUGCUCUCGUAGCGUUAAACCAUAGUCAGGCCAUGAGUAUCAAAGCGACCUUUGGGUUCAGCAGUACCCAGUACCGAGAGAAACAAGAAUCGGUAUCGGAAUAUGAACUCAAGAAGAAGCAUCAUGUCAAGGUGCAACGAAUCGUCAUGACCACCGGGAGCGCGAUGGGGGCUAGGGCAGCUGCUCCAUAUACCUUUGGCGCAACUCUGGUCGUUUACCUCUAUCUGUUGCGCCAGAAGCGCAUUCUCGAGCGCCAAAAGGUGCUCAUAGAAGAGCUGCUCGUUGACCGGGGGGAAGUCAAACCUCGAGUGAGAAUACGGGACGUUGUUGCUGGUGCCACUGUUGCUAUCGUGUCUGGUCCAGUGACGGCUCUGUCUGGUGUUCCUCUAAUGGAGAAUGCUGUACAUGCCGUGGGUGCUGCUGGUGCUACAGCCAUAGCCAAGCAUGGCUCAAAGAGGCAAAGAGCUAGCAGUGAGGCAACGACGGUAGUGGAAGGAGACAACAGCGUCCAAGCAGAGAAGAAGGACGAUUUCAACAUGAAGCUGGAAGGAAUAAACGAGGUCGAUAUCCCUUCGUCCUCGCCUCCUUUGCCACCCGUCAAGGAAAUACAAAUGCAAGCGCAGUCAGCGACUCCUGACAAACAACCCGACCCGGAUCAAAGCAUCACCGUCAAGGGAGACCAAAAUGAAGCCGUCGUAGAAGCCGUAUCUCCACUCGACAAGGAAAACCAAGUUACUGUCGCCGUCGUUGAAGAUACCAUCAAUCAGAAGAAGGAAGACAAAGAGGACAUUUACAGGAGGAAAACUGAAGAAUAUCGGCAAGAAGUCUAUCUAAACAUCGCUGGGAAAGCAACAGCCAAUCAUGCGACGGCUGCCGGAAAGCUUCCAGCUAAGCAUACUGUCAACGCUGCAGAAAAGACGACAGAAGGAUGGAAGAAAGAGCGCGCUGCCACAGAAGAAUGGAAUGCGGAAAGAAAUAAAAGGGGAGACAAGAAUCGUACUCAGAAGGUGAUCAUGCUUGAUCCCUCCAAGGGAGACAAGAUUCACGACGACAAUUUUGGAGAGAAUAUCCUCGAUUCAUUGCCCGAACUUACUAAGGCGUGA
Messenger RNA from Acaulospora colombiana, 1220 nucleotides. The record is from the annotation of a GenBank genome assembly. Lineage: Eukaryota; Fungi; Glomeromycota; Glomeromycetes; Diversisporales; Acaulosporaceae.